AGAAGAUUACUUAAAUUUAUCGAACUUAUUUGUUUAUGUGCGACGCUGUAUCGUGGCUCUUUACGAUGAUAUAUGGCAUGAAGAGUUGAAGGUUGCACAGGUGCGCCAUUUUAAUAGAAAAUCCGAAUUGUUUACGUCCUAGCCCUUUUACUCGAAGAUGGCGGAUUCGCUAGAUAUGAAGAGAAUGAACGAAUCCAAGCAAGAUGAUAAUGAUAAUGAUGUGAUGCCUCAGCAGGACGGCGCCAUAACAAAAACCCGUUGUUUAGAGUCUUCGGGAAAACCAGAUCAUAUCUCUACGUUGGAAAAUAAAGAAUCCAACGAUGUUAACAAUGAACAGAAAGUAGCUAAAGAAGAACUCCAAGGACGAAACACUCAAAACGAAGAAUGUGAUAACGGUAUUGAUAAAAAUCAAGAGGCAAGUGGAGGAAUAAAUGUCGCUGAAGAAGGAAAACUGCAAUUUUGGCGUACUUUUGUAGUCAAUCCAGUUGAUAAAGAAAUAUCCAGAUAUUUAAUUGACCACGGAGCAGACGUUUACUUCGAGUACAAAGAUGGUGGAACAGUUUUAUGGAUUGGAACGAGAAAUGGUUUAGUCGAUCUUGUUAAAUAUUUUGUUCAAUAUGGUCCAGAUCAAAAUUUCCACGCAGAUUGCGUCGCUCUGAAAAGUGCAAUACAGUCUCGAUCCUUAGAAAUUGUGAAAUAUUUUGUUGAAGAUUGUGGUGCUGACAUAAAUAUUAAAGAUGAGUCGGGCAAAACUGCUUUACAUCAUGCUGUUGAUGAUGGUGUAACAGACAUUGUCAGAUAUUUAGUUGAAAAAUGUGGUGCUGAUGUGAAUGGAAAGGAUACUGGCGGGUGGACAGUGCUUCACGCUGCUAUUUCAAAAGGUACGCUAGGAAUCGCGGAAUAUCUUGUCGAAAAAGGAGCUGAUAUAAAUGCAACAAAUGAUAGUGGUUGGACAGCGCUACACAGUGCUGUUACUAAAGGCACGCUAGAAAUAGUAAAAUAUCUUGUUGAAAAUGGCGCUGAUGUAAAUGGAAAGGAUAUCGACGGCUGGACAUAUCUUGUUGAAAAGGGCGCUGAUGUAAAUGGCAAAAAUACAAACGGGUGGACUGUGCUGCACUCUGCUGUUACAGAAGGUGCGCUUGAAAUGGUAAAAUAUCUUGUUGAAAAGGGCGCCAAGGUAAACGGCGAGGAUACUGACGGGUGGACAGUGCUGCACUCUGCUGUUACUGAAAGUACACUAGAAAUGAUAAUAUAUCUUAGUGAAAAUGGCGCUAAUGUAAAUGGCAAGGACAUUGAAGGGAUGACAGUGCUGCACGGGGCUGUUUCUAAAGGUACGCUAGAAAUGGUGAAAUAUCUCAUUGAUAUGGGCGCUGGAGUGAAUGACAAGCACAGUGACGGUUGGACUGUACUGCACGCAGCUGUUUCUAAAGGUACGCUAGAAAUGGUAAAAUUGCUUCUUGAAAUGGGCGCUAAUGUAAAUAGCAAAGAUAACGAAGGGUGGACAGUUCUGCACUAUGCUGUUUCUUAUGGAAGGCUAGAAGUGGUAAAAUAUUUUAUCGAAAUGGGCACUAAUGUAAACAGUAAAAAGACCAACGGGCGGACAGUGCUGCACGCUGCUGUUAUUAAAGGCACUCUACCAAUUGUAAAACAUCUUGUUGAGAGUGGCGCUGAUGUAAAUGGCGAAGAUGCUGACGGUUGGACUGUGCUGCACUCCGCUGUAACUGAAGGUACGCUGGAAAUAGUAAAAUAUCUUGUGGAAAAGGGCGCUAAUGUGAAUGGAAAGAAGUCUAACGGGAAGACAGUGCUGCACUCUGCUGUGACUAAAGGUACGAUGGAAAUUGUGAGAUAUCUGGUUGAGCACGGUGCUGAUGUUAAUGGUAAAGAUGCUGAUGGAUGGUCAGUGUUGCACAUUGCUGUGGAUACAGGUACAUUUGAAAUUGUCCAGUAUUUAGUUGAGCAAGGUUCUGACGUAACUCUUGAAAGUAAAAGGGACUUUCAUUCUCUUGAUAUUGACAUCCUGGAGAUGGCUAUUGUGAACAAUUCAGUUGUCUUGGUCAAUUUUUUGUUGGAAAAGGAUAUUGCUGUGUGGAGAAUUGGGACAUUUCUUGUUGAAGGAAGGCAAAUGAGUCUUAUUGAUUGGUGUAUUUAUAUUGGUCAUGAUGAAAUUGCAGUUAUCCUCAAAAGCUCCAUAAAACAUCGUGAGAAAAUUAAAAUGUUAAAAACAUUCAAUUGCAACCAGUUAGAGAAGAUCGGAGUUCCAAUGCAGGACUUUGUUGCAAAGAAUCAAUUCAAAAUUGGCGAUGGUUGUUGUGGUUCUUGUGUCUAUGUUGGUCUUAUGAAAGAUGGAAGUGAAGUUGCUGUUAAAAGAAUUCUAGUACAAAGUGACGAUAACACAGUUGAAAAUGAAAAGGAGAUAAUGAGUCUCAUUAAAACAGACAACUCUCCAUUCAUAGUGAGUUAUCGACAUUUUCACCGCGGCGAUGACUUCAUGUAUCUUAUUGUGGAUCUUUGCGAAGAAAACUUGAGAGAACUUGUUCAUGCAUCCAGUAUUGAAUAUCUACAAGAGCAUGGUCCACGAAUGAUUAAGGAAGUUCUAUUCGGACUUGAAUUUCUUCAUGGAAAAGGAAUAUUGCACAGAGAUCUAAAACCAUCGAACGUCCUGGUUGAUAUUGAAGGUCGCAUGAAAUUGGCAGACUUUGGAAUAAGCCGAAUUCUAAAUGACGAUGAAACGACAGUUGAAACAUACGCUAAAGGUACUCCUGGAUGGAUGCCACCAGAAGUAAUCAAAGCAAUAGAGAAAAACGAAAAAGGUCCUUUCAAAAGGAAAUCAGAUGUUCAGGUCGCGGGUAUGAUUGCUUUCUUCGUCUUAACUAAAGGUGAACACCCUUUCGGUUCUUCGUUUGAUCGAAUGAGAAAUAUUUUAGAAGGAAACUGUGUAAGUAUUGACAGACUUGAUGAUCGUGAAGCUCGGCAUUUUGUGUCGUGGCUGAUUAGUCAUAAGAUUGAUGAUAGACCUUAUGCUCACGAAGCGCUGAGGGAUUCUUUCAUUAAUGGAGACUAGGAAAAUUUGGACUACAAAAUGAAUUUGUCGAAGGAGAUGAAACAAUGAUUUUAUUGAGUUAUCGGCCACAUUUUUAUAUCAUGGAGGGGGGGGGUGGCGACCCCCCAGGUCGCUCGUUACGCAGCUGCUCCCCUCCUAUUUUUUAGGUCCGCGCGCCUAUGGUAUUGAAAGCCUAAUAACUAUGAGUUUCCAAUGGCCUCCAGGCGGCUCUGUAGUGUAUAUCUAAGACUAUGUUCACACGGUAACGUUUUCGAGCGUUUUCAUUUUCAUUUUUAUGUCAAAACGGUUUCAAACACCGUUUUCGUUCAAAUCGUAAUAAAAGUUGAAGCUAGUUUAACAUAUUAAGCAUAUUUCCCCUUGGAUCGUGUGGACAAGGCAUCAAAGCGAUUAACUAGAUGAAAACGAUUUUGAAAACGCUCGAAAACGCAGCUCGUGCACACAUAGCCUAAAGUGUAAAUUAGUGUAAAUUAGUGCGCCAAAAGUUCGACACUGGUUCGUCAAACCAGCACACCCACUUUUCUUCGCCGCUGAUCAUUUUUUAGAAUCUGAACCUUAGGAAAAGUCAUUAGGAAAAGUCAUCUGAUUGCGAACAUAUUUAUGACAUUUAUCACCAGUUUUCACUCCAGUUGUAUAGCGUGCAUUGGUUCAAAUGCGCGCGGCUCAAUAGUGAUCUA
Dendronephthya gigantea is the source of this 3735-nucleotide messenger RNA. RefSeq names its product putative ankyrin repeat protein RF_0381. Gene Ontology annotation, biological process: protein phosphorylation. The coding region runs from base 158 to 3061 and encodes 967 amino acids. Gene Ontology annotation, molecular function: protein binding; protein kinase activity; ATP binding. The transcript is spliced from 5 exons. NCBI's taxonomy places the organism in Eukaryota, Metazoa, Cnidaria, Anthozoa, Malacalcyonacea, Nephtheidae. The record is from RefSeq and is a predicted model, not a curated record.